Messenger RNA from Lymnaea stagnalis (great pond snail), 11141 nucleotides. The record is from the annotation of a GenBank genome assembly. NCBI's taxonomy places the organism in Eukaryota, Metazoa, Mollusca, Gastropoda, Lymnaeidae.
CUUGGCCCCAAUGAGACACGGCCGUGAAUUCUUUCUCUCCAUCCAAACACUGUCACAAUGUCCACACGGUUCGCCCAGUAUCUGCAUCCAGAGAAGGAGCAAGAGCUGGCCGACAUCGCCAGGCGGUUGACAGCCCCGGGGAAGGGCAUCUUGGCAGCAGACGAGUCGGUGAGCACGUGCGGGAAACGCCUGCAGGAGAUAAAUGUCGAAAACACAGGUGAUAUAUUGUUGGUGUAUUUCAACACAACUAUGAAAAACAAAAUGUUUAUAUUCUUUUUGUGUAUAAAUAUUUAUUUUUCAAUUGUGGGAGUAAACUGCUAUUCGGAAUUCUUUUCCCCGGGGGUGAGGGUGUGUGGUAGGGGGUUGGUGUAUUGGACUCAAUACUUAAUAGGGGUGGGGGUAUUGGGGGGGGGUAAUAGGUGAUGGGUGUGUUGGAUACUUUAAUUUGAUUUCAUUUUCACCUGACAAUGUGCGGGCUACUUUGGGAUACUAGUGAUUUAUGCUUGUCCCACUGUGUGUGCCGCCAUGUUUACGGGGUUGGCACUCGGGGGUGCCGCCGUGUUUACGGGGUUAGCACUUGGGGGUGCCGCCAUGUUUUCGGGGUUGGCACUCGGGGGUGCCACCAUGUUUACGGGGUUGGCACUCGGGGGUGCCACCAUGUUUACGGGGUUGACACUCGGUGUGCCACCAUGUUUACGGGGUUGGCACUCGGGGUGCCACCAUGUUUACGAGGUUGGCACUCGGGGUGCCACCAUGUUUACGGGGUUGACACUCGGUUUGCCACCAUGUUUACGGGGUUGGCACUCUUUUUUGCUGCCAUGUUUACACGGUUGGCACUCUUUUUUGCUGCCAUGUUUUAACGGUUGGCACUCCGUUUGCUGCCAUGUUUACACGGUUGGCACUCGGUUUGCUGCCAUGUUUAGAGGAUUUUCAACUUUGCUGCCAUUAUCAGGGAAUUUGUACAAACUUUUCAACUAACUAAAUGGGAGAUAUAAAAAACAACAGCAACAUUUCCCUCAGAAGAAGUUUCCAAUAAUUUAACGUGAGAUUUUGGUUGCCUCCAUUCAGAGGAGAACAGGAGAAAGUACCGGGAGUUGCUGUUCACAGCAGACGACACCUUGGGGGAGAGCAUUUCCGGGGUGAUCCUGUUUGAUGAGACGGCGCGUCAGUGCGACUCGAACGGGACGCCAUUCAUUAAGAUACUGGAGAACAAGGGCAUCAUCCCAGGCAUCAAGGUGGAGAGUUGUCUUUGUGUCGGUGACGUGAUAGCUGUAGCGAUGCCAUUGUUAUAGUAGUGUCAUUGUUAUAGCGAGGCCAUUGUUAUAAUGUCAUUUUUAUUGUAAUGUCAUUGUUAUAAGGGUGUCAUUGUUAUAGUGACGUCAUUGUUAUAGUCUUUAACUGCCUUAUUGUUGUUACCCUAAAAGUUGUUUUGAAAACGGUUAUGGUAUUGUUUUUUUGUGGUGUUAAAAAACAUCCCACGCUGUUUUUGUCAAUCUGUUUUCAGUGUUCAAAUAAUGUUGUUAUUAGAGAAAUGUGUUUGAAUAAAAUCAAUGUAUGGUCGAUUAAACUUGACGGGAUCCUCAAAGAUAAGAGGGAAUAACUCUGUACUAUGUAUUGAUACGAACCAAAAUUUCGGACAUUUCAGUCUAUCAAUAUAAGCUACCGCCGUGAGCCGAUUCGAGCGGCAUUGCCAGGGACCUCCUCAUCUUAAACAGGGUUUAUGGUCACAUAAGGCUGACUUUGAGAACCGUCAAUCAAGAUUUGUAAGCCUUGUGGCCACGAACAUUUCUUUAUGUCUCAGGUAGACAAGGGUGUAGUCCCCCUGGCCGGCACCAACAACGAGUGCACGACAACAGGCCUGGACGGUCUGAAGGAGCGGUGUGACGAGUACAAGUCCAUGGGGAUACACUUUGCCAAGUGGAGAUGUGUCUUGAAGAUAACAAAGUUCACGCCCUCCUAUCAAGUAGGUCUCCGACACGUCUAAUCAAGUAGGUCUCCGACACUUCUAAUCAAGUAGGUCUCCGACACUUCUAAUCAAGUAGGUCUCCGACACUUCUAAUUAAGUAGGUUUCCGACACUUCUAAUCAAGUAGGUCUCUGACACCUCGCAUCAAGUAGGUCACUACGCCCUCCUGUCAAUACUUAUUGCCAUCAAGUAGGUCGCAAUGGCCUUCUAUCAAUUAGGUCCCUGCACCCUUCUGUUACGUGGGACACCUCACAUGGUGUUGGUGACCAUCCACUUCUAUCAAGUAGGGGGUUCACCAAUAGAAUACAUUCAAGGGAUGUAACAAAAACUAGCAUUUAGGAUUUUCCCCAUAGAAUAUCUACAGAGAUGAUAACUAAACAAUAUAUAAGGUUUACCCACAGAAUAUCUUGAGGUGAUGAUAAAAUAUACUAAUAUCUAAGUUUUACAUAUAGAAUAUCUAUAAGCGAUGAUAAAAGAUGCUAAUACUUAUAUAUUCUAAGGUUUACCCAUAGAAUAUCUAAGGUUUACCCAAAGAAUAUCUAAGGUUUGCCCAUAGAAUAUCUAAGGUUUACCCAUAUGAUAUCUAAGGUUUACCAAUAGAAUAUCUAAGGUUUACCCAUAUAAUAUUUAAGGUUUACCCAUAGAAUAUAUAAGGUGUACCCAAAGAAAAUCUAACGUUUACCCAUAGAAUAUCUAAGGUUUGCCCAUAGAAUAUCUAAGGUUUGCCCAUAGAAUAUCUAAGGUUUGCCCAUAGAAUAUCUAAGGUUUGCCCAUAGAAUAUCUAAGGUUUGCCCAUAGAAUAUCUAAGGUUUGCCCAUAGAAUAUCUAAGGUUUGCCCAUAGAAUAUCUAAGGUUUACCCAUAGAAUAUCUAAGGUUUACCCAUAGAAUAUCUAAGGUUUAUCCAUUCACUGUCUACAGGCUAUGAUUGAAAACGCUAAUGUUCUAGCCAGGUACGCAAGCAUAUGCCAGCAGGCAGGUCUCGUGCCAAUCGUUGAACCGGAAAUCUUACCAGAUGGCGACCAUGACCUUUUUACAGCCAGAAGAGUAAGAAAAUAUGCAAAUUUAUUUAAAUUUAAGUGUCGAAAUGCUACAAAUCUCCCAAAAUUUUAAAUGUUUGUUUAAAAGUUACAGUAGACCGUCGUAUUUUGUAGUAAGGGAGUCAGAAACCUUCAGAACAGAAAGUCUAGAGAUUCAAUCCCCAGAAAGUAUUCCCUUCUGGAAAUGUAAACACACCUUCCCCAAUCAAGGGUGGCGGCAGAAAGGAGUGACAGCACAUAUUGUCACGAAAUUAAUUGAUGACGUAAAAAACAAACCAAAAAAAAAAAUAAGGGGGAUGGGAGAUAAAGUUAGCAUGCCAUGGCUCGAACUAGGUCAACACACAGGCUACAACAAAUUAUUGGUUCUGUAUGAAAUAGUUUGAUGUUGGCCCAGAUCAUAAAGCUAAAGCACAUAGAAGAUAACUCUCCAAAAUCAUUAUGGAGGAAGCAACACAGAAAGAUAGAAUCUAAUCUCACUUAACCUGCCAUCAAUCGAUAGAUUUAACCUGUCACGACGUGAUAGAUUUAACAUAUUUGUGUGUAAUGGAUCUAGCGUGUCACGAUGAGAUAGAUUAUAAUGUCAGUAAGCGAUAUGUUUAACCAGUCUCUGUGAUACAUUUGACCUGUUUAUAAGAAAUAUAUUUAACCCAUUUGGUAUGUGAUAGUUAAAACCUGUCUCUAUGUGAUAGAUUAAACUGUAUGUAUGUAAUGGAUUUAAAAUGUCACUGUAUGAGACAUUCAGUCUGACACUAAGUCAGAGAUUCAGCCUGUCACUGUGUGAGAGAUUCACCCUGUCUCUCACAAAGUGACAGAUUCAGCCUGUCACUUGGUGAGAGAUUCAGCCUGUCACUGUGUGAGAGAUUCAGACUGUCACGUUGUGAUAGAUGAAAGAGGUCAAAUCCUACAGGUGACAGAAGAGGUUUUAGCCUUUCAGUACAAGGCACUGGCUGACCAUCACCUGUUCCUGGAAGGGACACUUCUUAAACCAAACAUGGUCACUCCUGGUCAGUCGUUCACAGGUAGAUGCAGGUAAGUGGCCAGUUUGAAAGGAUUUUAAGGGCUUUCUUUGAUGAAGGGUACGGUCUGGGAAAUCACAUGUUCUCAAACUUCUAGCAACAAAAAACGGACUUCAAAGCCACAGGGGGUUAAUCAAAUAAAUUCCCCAUACCUGAAGCUAUUGCCCGUCGUCUUUGCAAUCAGUGCCCGUAGUCCUUGCAAUCAGUGUCCGUAGUCCUUGCAGUCAGUGCCCGUAGUCCUUGCAAUUAGUGCCCAUAGUCCUUGCAAUCAGUGUCCGUAGUCCUUGCAAUCAGUGCCCGUAUUCCUUGCAAUCAGUGCCCGCAUUCCUUGCAAUCAGUGCCCGUAUUCCUUGCAAUCAGUGCCCGUAGUCCUUGCAGUCAGUUACAGUAGUCCUUGCAUCAGUACCCGUAGUCCUUUCCAUGAGCUUUUGGUGUACUUUAAAGUUGUAGUGCACAGGUUUCAACAUUUUUGAGUUACGACCCCAUUGUAUAGAAGCAAAAUGACACAUGAUCCAAUACUUUACAUUUUCUUUCUUAUAUUUAUCGUUCAUUGAUGCCAAUCUCAUGUCAUCCUCAUGUCAUCCUCAUGUCAUCCUCAUGUCAUCCUCAUGUCAUCCUCAUGUCAUCCUCAUGUUAUCCUCAUGUAAUCCUCAUGUCAUCCUCAUGUCAUCCUCAUGUCAUUUCAACAUUAAAUUUGUCCCCAUACUUGUCAGAGAUGCCUAAAGGCAGAUGACAUGAUAUUAUUCAAACCUGUAAAAAUUAAUACUUACAUUUUAAAAGAGUUUAUUUUUCUUAAUUUGAGAACCCAUGAUGUAGUGUAUAUAGAUGGUAGAUAUUUAUAACUGUGACCUGUAGAUUUAAUCAUGACCUUGACCCCCAGCACAGAAGAGGUUGCUGAAGCUACCGUCCAGGCUCUCUAUAGAACAGUCCCAGCUGCUGUGGCCGGCAUAGUCUUCCUGUCUGGUGGCCAGGGGGAGGAAAGUGCUACAGUCAAUCUCAAUGCCAUCAAUCGGGUAAUUUAUAAGUGCUACAGUCGAUCUCAAUGCCAUCAAUCAGUAAUUUAUAAGUGCUACAGUCAAUCUCAAUGCCAUCAAUCGGGUAAUUUAUAAGUGCUACAGUCGAUCUCAAUGCCAUCAGUCGUGUAAUUUGUUAAUCUCAAUGCCAUCAAUCGGGUAAUUUAUUAGUGCUACAGACAAUCUCAAUGCCAUCAAUCAGGUAAUUUAUUAGUGCUACAUUCUCAAUGCCAUCAGUCAGGUAAUUUAUUAAUCUCAAUACAUCAAUCGGGUAAUUUAUUAGUGCUACAUUCUCAAUGAAAUCAAUCGGAUAAUUUAUUAGAGCUACAUUCUCAAUGUCAUCAAUCGGAUAAUUUAUUAGUGCUACAAUUUCCCCCGGGGCUCUAGUCGGCAUGUCCGCCCCAUAAAUGACAUGUCGAUAAAAAGGCGUUUGCGACAAACCCCCUGAAACGUUCCCCGGGGUACAGCGUCACCGUGAAGGGGACCCUUGAUCAAAUGCAAAGGUCACGCACGGAAACCCCGUUAGAAAGAGCGCGGCUGCAUGGUUUCCUACCAACUGUAGUUGAAAAUAACGCAGUAACAGGUCGAUACAUGAGUACAGUUGCCAGAUGGAUAUGAGGUGAGGGAACCUGGCGACCUUAGCCGAUAAUUCUAAAUAUGCAGUCUUUGAGGGUACUGCUCCUAGGCAACCUCUUUCUCUCCCAGCUGUGGUGUGAGUUAGUCACACUGGUCCUAGGCAACCUCUUUCUCUCCCAGCUGUGGUGUGAGUUAGUCACACUGCUCCUAGGCCGCCUCUUUCUCUCCCAGCUGUGGUGUGAGUUAGUCACACUGCUCCUAGGCAAACCUCUUUCUCUCCCAGCUGUGGUGUGAGUUAGUCACACCCCAGAGCACCACGGGAACCCUAUUAGAGGGUGUUUGUUAAACACCUACGCGUCCACCCGGGUGGGAAGGGGGGUGGGACAUAGGGACGUAAAACGUCUGCACCCCAGCCCCUAGAAAGUCCGGCACGGUUACCGUGUGAAAGCAGCACCCUGGCCGGCCAGGCGUUCCUUCUCUGGUGCCGCCUCACUCGUAUGGUCAAUCGAGUGGAAGGGUGGGUCUAGCGAGGGAUGCGUUGGGGCAAGACUUCAUGACCUUCGGCUCGAUAGUCUACUGUUUAUCUAAGGUAUAGUAUAUGAGAUUAGUGCUACAAUCACAACGUCAUCAGUUUGGGUAAUUUAUUUGGGUGUAAGUUAAUAAAGACGAGGCGAAGCGUAUAUCCCAUAUUCGAGGGUCACGGCCUUCUGAACAAAGAAGUGCUGGAAGUGUAGGGAAUGUUCAUGAAAUACUACUGGUACUUGGUUUGUGACAGUUGGAAACUGCUGCAUCAUCUCGUCCCGUCUAAGGUAGUGUGACAUCGUCCGUACCGAUGUCAAACUAUCCAUCAUACACAGCACAAGCUAACCGAAUGCCAGAUCUAAGCUAUGCGGAUACUGUCACAGACAUAGCAGUCAUCCUGUCCCCCCCCCCCAACUCCCAUCUGACUAACCACUCUCUAUAUCCAUACACUAGAUUGCCUACUACUGGCCUGCUGGGCCCUAAGUGACCAGAACACGCCGGUCAACCUAUGUCAGGGGUCCUUAAACUUUUUAACCGAAUGCCAGAUCUAAGCUAUGCGGAUACUGUCACAGACAUAGCAGUCAUCCUGUCCCCCCCCCCCCAACUCCCAUCUGACUAACCACUCUCUAUAUACAUACACUAGAUUGCCUACUACUGGCCUGCUGGGCUCUAAGUGACCAGAACACGGCGGUCAAGCUAUGUCAGGGGUUCUUAAACUUUUGCACCACUCCCAGAUGGAAUAAAGAAAAUUAAUCCCACAACCGCUACGAUUAAAUUUGCUAGCAGAAGUGAAAUGAAAUGAAUUUGAUGGUGUUUCCAGCACUUCUUGACACUGCCUCCCGCAACCCCAAAUGGAACCCCUGAUCUAUGGAAAAGGGCUAUUGACGAAUAACCUAUCUUAUGUUAAAUAUUCACUGUGUACUUUCUCCUGUGAUGAUGUGUACCGUGUGCUUAGUUCUAUAUUGAUCUAUUCUCUGUACAACUAUGCUGUGUUCUCUUUGCUGUGUACAGGUACCCCUAAGACGCCCAUGGCCACUGACCUUCUCCUAUGGGCGGGCGCUGCAGGCCAGCGUCCUGGCAGCCUGGGGUGGCAAGGAUGACAAGAUAAGGGCAGCACAGAACGAGCUGCUGAAGAGAGCCAAGGUGUGUACCACCUGAUAUGUGUGUACCACCUGAAAUGUGUGUACCACCUGAUAUGUGUGUACCACCUGAUAUGUGUGUACCACCUGAUAUGUGUGUACCACCUGAUAUGUGUGUACCAUCUGAUAUGUGUGUACCACCUGAUACGUGUGUACCACCUGAUAUGUGUGUACCACCUGAUAUGUGUGUACCACCUGAUAUGUGUGUACCACCUGAUAUGUGUGUACCACCUGAUAUGUGUGUACCACCUGAUACGUGUGUACCACCUGAUAUGUGUGUACCACCUGAUAUGUGUGUACCACCUGAUACGUGUGUACCACCUGAUACGUGUGUACCACCUGAUAUGUGUGUACCACCUGAUAUGUGUGUACCCAACACGUGUGUACUGUGUACUGUGUACUGUGUACUGUGUACUGUUUACCAUUCAUGAUCAAACCCAAAAAGAUCUCAAUGACCCGCGUUCAAGUAAAUGUCAAAUAUGAUUUGUGACGACUUGUCAUCUGGAGCACAGGGAUGUGUAUAAAUGUCAAAUAUGAUUUGUGACGACUUGUCAUCUGGAGCACAGGGAUGUGUAUAAAUGUCAAAUAUGAUUUGUGACGACUUGUCAUCUGGAGCACAGGGAUGUGUAUAAAUGUCAAAUAUGAUUUGUGACGACUUGUCAUCUGGAGCACAGGGAUGUGUAUAAAUGUCAAAUAUGAUUUGUGACGACUUGUCAUCUGGAGCACAGGGAUGUGUAUAAAUGUCAAAUAUGAUUUGUGACGACUUGUCAUCUGGAGCACAGGGAUGUGUAUAAAUGUCAAACAUGACAGUGAAAUGUGUAUAAAUGUCACGUCUGACAAUAAGAUGUGUAUACAUGUCACAUAUGACAGUAAGAUGUGUAUACAUGUCACAUAUGACAGUAAGAUGUGUAUAAAUGUCACAUGUGACAGAAAGAUCUGUAUCAAUGUCACAUGUGACAGAAAGAUCUGUAUCAAUGUCACAUAUUAAGAAAGAAAGAUCUGUAUAAAUGUCACAUAUGACAGAGGUUUAUACAUGUCAUUAACGACAAUGAGAUGUGUAUAAAUGUCACAUAUGACAGUGACAUGUGUAUUAAUGUCACAUACAUACAGGCACGCAUUGACUACAAGUUGUCUGUUCUCUGUCACAACUUUUUCUCGGAUUCCUGCCCUUCCUAUCUAAUCGAACUUCUUUCUGUCUAUUCACCCCUUCGACAGCUUCGCUCCUCCGCAGACACGCGUAUUCUGCCCAUUCCCAAGACACACACUAAAACAUAUGGUGAACGAUCUUUCUCUUUCUGCGCCCCCAAACAAUGCAAUUUUUUGCCACUCCACAUCCGCAAAAUAUCAACCACUCAGGCUUUCAAAACUGCACUCAAAACAUAUCUUUUUAAAUUAUACUACCCUGACUGAUUCCCCUCCUCUUACCGAUAAAUGAUCGUGCUGGCUGCCAUCCAUGGUUUGCCUUGUAAAAGUCCUGGGGCUCAUGCUGUUCUUUAUUUCAUAAUUGUAUUAUAUUUAUUGUCAUGAUUAUAUUCUCUUUUGAUAAUAUUUUUAUGUACAGCGCAGUGAGCCCAGCCCUAGGCUGUGGUAUCAAGCUAUAAAAGACCACUAAUUAUUAUUAUUAUUAUUAUAAAUGUCACAUAUGAUAGCGAGAUGUGUAUAAAUGUCACAUAUGACAGCGAGAUGUGUAUGAAUGUCACAUAUGACAGUGGGAUGCGUAUACUUGUCAUCUAGGUCAAUCAAUUAUUUAUUUAAAUUAUUAUUGUUAAAUGAUAGUCUGUCUAUACAUGCAUGCAUCAAAUAUCUAUUUAUUGAAUGCUUCCAUCUAUUCAAUAACAAAUCGACGCCCCCACCCAUCCACCCAUCCAUCCAUCCACUCAUCCACCCAUCCACUCAUCCACACAUCCAUCCAUCCACUCACUCACUCAUCGGCCCAUCCACCCAUCCACUCAUCCACACAUCCAUCCAUCCACUCACUCACUCAUCGGCCCAUCCACUCAUCCAUCCAUACACACAUCCACUCAUCCACCCAUCACUCACUCACCCAUCCACUCAUCUACACGCCCACCCAUCCACUCAUCCAUCCAUGCACUCAUCAACCCAUCCAUCCACCCACCCAUCCACUCAUCUAUCCACCCACUCAUCCCCCUAUCCACCCAUCCACUCAUCCACCCAUGCAACCAUCAACCCAUCCACCCACUCAACCACCCAUCCAUCCACCCAUCCAUCCAUCCACCCAUCCACUCACCCACCCAUCCAUUCAUUCACACAUUGACCUCUAAAAUCAUUGUACCUUCGGACACCACAUAACCACGCCCAAUUGGUGUCUCUCCCACAGGCCAAUGGGCUGGCCUCUAUUGGUGAAUACAAGGGAGGAAUGGAAGGCGUGGCUGGAGAGAAGUCUCUCUUUGUCAAAGACCACGCCUACUAACGGUCGCAGUCAAAUACCUUUUAAUCAAGUCAACUAAAGGUCGCAGUUAAAUACCUUUCAAUCAAGUCUAAUAAAUGUCAUGGUCAACACAUUUCAAAGUCACCCGUUAGCUUUAAAAAAAAAAAAAAAAAAAUAGCUUUGACAAGUAACUAACUAACUUGAACUUGAAGACUCUGUCAGACUAUUUAGUUAUGGUCGCAGUCAAAUACCUUUUAAUCAAGUCAACUAAAGGUCGCAGUUAAAUACCUUUAAAUCAAGUCUAAUAAAUGUCAAUGUCAACACAUUUCAAAGUCCCCCGUUAGCUUUAAAAAAAAAAAAAAAAAAAAAAUAGCUUUGACAAGUAACUAACUAACUUGAACUUGAAGACUCUGUCAGACUAUUUAGUGGCAACUUUGUACAUUGUUCACAAGUCAUCCCACAAUUAUGACGGCCUAUUACCAUUGCUUCUGUAGCCUUGCCCUUGCCUUGUCAGUGACAAGUUUGUCUAGCUAUUAACGUUAACAAAGAUGAUACAGUCAAACACAUUCUACCAAGUUUCACUUUUUAAGACUGUCUUUAAAUGAAAGACCCCCCCCCCCAACCACCACCACAGAACUCCGAGAAAACAGAUAAACUUUGUAGAUCAAAGAUAAGGACAUGUGACAAAGUUUACAUAACGAACGACGUCACGUUUGACCUUGACCUUAUUUAAACUUGAACUUAUUCUUUAUAAAAAGUAUAAUUGAAUAAUUAAGCCAAUCCAGCGUUUUUCUAAUACGAUCUUUUGAUCUUUUGUAAGCUUAUUUACUACGGUACUAUAUCCAUGUACUAUAUCCAUGUACUAAGGCCAUAUACUACAUCCAUGUACUACAUCCAUGUACCAUAUCCAUGGAUUUCAUCCAUGUGCUACAUCCAUAUGUUACAUCCAUGUACUAUAUCCAUGAACUAUAUCCAUGUACUAUAUCUAUGUACUACAUGCAUGUACUACAGCCCAUUACUACAGCCGCAUUCUACUGUCAUGUACUAUAUCCAUUUAUUACAUCCAUGUACGUAUCCAUGUAUUACUUCCAUGUACUAUAUCCAUGUAUUAUAUCCAUGUACUAUAUCCAUGUAUUGCAUCCAUUUACUAUACCCAUGUAAUACAUCCAAGUAAUACAACCAUGUAUUACAACCAAUUACUACAGCCAUGUGAAAAAGCCAUUUGCUACAACCAUGAAUAACAGCGAUAUACUUCAGCCAUGUACUGCUGCCAUUUGCAAUAGCCAUAUACUACAUCCAUAUACUACAGCUAUGUACCACGGCCAUGUACUACAGCCAUGAACUAAAGCCAUGAACUACAGCCAUGUACCACAUCCAUGUGGAAAAAUCUUGCACUACAGAGAUAUUACAUUCUAUAUAUAAUACAUAAAUCUAUUUAAGGAUAUUUCUAUGUAAAAUCAUCAUUGUUGCUACAAUCUAGAAC